This is a messenger RNA of Staurois parvus, 2130 nucleotides long. The record is from the annotation of a GenBank genome assembly. Lineage: Eukaryota; Metazoa; Chordata; Amphibia; Anura; Ranidae.
AUGCACCACAUGCAGUGUCUAAACACGCUGAGGCCUGGCAUGAGCCCGGUACGCCAAGCCCGCCACCCCCAGCAGCACAUCACAUGGUCCCCAGACUCCCUACAUACACUGUACUACUUCCUGCGCUGCUUACAGAUGGAAUCCAUGGAAAAUCCAAACCUGGACCCGCCCAGAAUGGCACUUCACAAUGAGCGGCCAUUCAUUCUGCUGCCGCCCCUCAUGGAAUGGAUGCGUGUAGCUAUCACAUACGCUGAACACCGCCGCAGCCUGACCGUAGAUGCCGAUGACAUCCGCCAGACCGCCAGACUGCUCCUCCCUGGUCUGGACUGUGAACCGCGACAGCUCAAGCCGGAGUGUUGCUUUAGCUCCCUCAGACGCCUGGACGCCGGAGCAGCCGCUGAACGCUUUCAACAGGACCUGGGAUUCCGAAUGCUGAACUGCGGCCGAACUGACCUGAUUCCUCAGGCGGUACGAGCACUGGGGUCUGACGGAAUAAACACCAUGGAUGAUCAGGGUUUGACGCCGCUCAUGUACGCCUGUGCAUCUGGAGAUGAGGCCAUGGUGCAGAUGCUGAUAGAAGCCGGAGCUGACCUGGAUGCUGCGUGCCCAGCAAUUCCCCCCCGACACCCGUCUGUGCACCCUGACACCCGGCACUGGACAGCGUUGACGUUUGCUGUGCUGCAUGGACACAUCUCGGUUGUGCAGUUACUCCUGGAUGCCGGCGCCAGUGUGGAGGGUUCAGCCGGGAACUGCAGAGAAGACAACUAUGCUGAGACCCCUUUACAGCUGGCCUCUGCUGCAGGUAACUAUGAGCUGGUUAGUCUGCUCCUGGACAGAGGUGCCGAUCCCCUCCUGAACAUGCUGGAAGCCGGUCGGGUGACAUCUUCGCUACAUGAGGACAUGAACUGCUUCAGCCACUCAGCCGCGCAUGGGCACAGGAAUGUCCUACGUAAACUGCUGACUCAGCCUCAGCUCUGUAUGGGAGACGUCCUUUCCCUGGAGGAGAUCCUGGCAGAGGGGGUAGAGAGCGACACCUCUAGUACCAGCAGCUCAGAUCAGGUUCCAAUCCGGCUCUGUAAGACCAGAAUGAAGGCGCUGCAGGAAGCUACGUACUACAGUGCAGAACAUGGCUAUCUGGACAUCACUAUGGAGCUACGUGGCCUCGGAGUGCCAUGGAAGCUGCAUGUGUGGAUCGAGUCCCUGCGGACCUCCUUCAACCACUCACACCGAUCUAUCAUGGAGAGCCUGCUGCAAGAGUUCACCAGUAUACGGGAGGAGGAUUAUAAUGAGGAGCUCAUUAACGAGGGCUUCCUUCUUCUCUUUAAUAUAUUCAAGACCACUAAGAGUGACGCUGUGUCGCAGCAAGUGGCCGCCAUCUUUGCUCAUAGCUAUGGAGACAGCCCAAUUCCCAAGAUUCCUGAUAUACACAGGGCCCUUCCCGCUCGUCUCGAUCCCCACUUCCUGAACAACAAGGAGAUGGCGGACAUCACAUUCCUGGUGGAAGGAAAACUCUUCUAUGCUCACAAGGUCCUCCUGGUCACGGCCUCCAACAGGUUUAAAUUGUUGCUAACUUCUAUAAGCGAUGAAGAGGAUUCUUGUCCCACAAUUGAAAUCACAGAUGUUAAGUACAGCAUUUUCCAGAUGAUAAUGCAGUAUUUAUACUAUGGCGGUACAGAAUCCAUACAAGUGCCCAUGUCUGCUGUUCUGGAGCUCCUGUCUGCAGCAAGCCAUUUUCAGCUGGACGCUCUGCAGCGACACUGCGAGAUCUUGUGUUCCCAGAACGUCGACACCAACAACUGCGUCAGCAUUUACAAGUAUGCCAAGGUCCACAAUGCCUCCGAACUGGCGCUGUUCUGCGAAGGAUACUUCCUACAAAACAUGAGGACGCUGCUGGAGCAGGAAUCCUUCAAGCAAAUCAUCUGCGGACGUAACAGCAAAGUGCAGGGAUUGGACAUUCUGAUGGACUUAAAACACACACUGACCAAUCGGAUCAAGGACAUUUACAUAUCUUGUCGGGGUGUGAGAGUCAUGGGCAGUCCAAGUGAUGUUGGUCUUCAUAAUGGGACAAUGUGGGUGUUGAGCGACUCCGCCAACAUUGGGGCCGAGUUGUAUGUAUGUUUUUGUAGAUAG